Heterotrigona itama is the source of this 1174-nucleotide messenger RNA. The record is from the annotation of a GenBank genome assembly. NCBI's taxonomy places the organism in Eukaryota, Metazoa, Arthropoda, Insecta, Hymenoptera, Apidae.
CCUAAAAAGGGUGAAGCUACUGAAGAAGAAACGAAACUUGCUACUCAAGUUAAAGGAGAAAUCAUGGCAGUAAGACAUCAAGCACCAGCUAAAGCUAAGGCUCGUGUAAUUUCUGAAGAAGAAAAGAAAUUGUCAGCGUACACAAUUCUUCGGAAAGCUCGGGCUGAUGCUAGAUUAGUAGGAAUUCGUGCGAAACGAGUGAAAGAUGCAGCGGAAAAUCCAGAUGAGGUUGCUAAAGACAAAAAGCCUAAAAAGUAAUUUGCGACUUAAUGUCUUUGUGUAAAUAUGAAAAAUAAGUUAUGUUUAUGUCACAUUUUAGACUACUCAUUUCAAUAAAAUUUUAUCAUUAAAGUUUGUAAUAUAUCUGUUUUUGUAUGAUGUACAUAAUAGACUUUAGUUGUUUAUUAAGAUAUAAAACCACAAAUGAGAUAUAGAAUAAACGUUAUAUGUAUCAUACACUUUAGAAAUCUAUAGAAUUACGAAUUUAAAAUCUUUAUAGUUUUUGUUUCUUUUUUUUUUCUAUAUUUUAAUAAACCAAUUGUUACGUAUAUGCUAUUAUUCCUUACAUAAUAUUUUCAUACAAAUACGUUGAUAAGUAUUGUAUAUAUUUAGUCCAUUUAUAACUAGAUUUUAACUUAACUUAAAUUUUAAACGUUAAAUCAAAACAGUUUUUGGUUGGUAGCAUUUAUCAAAUAUUAUCUUUGUUAUAUCUGUCAAAUAAUAUAAGGUCUAAAAUAAUGAAAUAUCAAGUAUAAAUAUAAAUGUACAAGAAAUGAAGCCUGCUUCACUACUUAAUUAAUUAAUUAAUUAAUUAAUUAGCAAAGUAAUAGAUAAAUAUUCAUAUUAUCAAUUAAUAUUACCAAUAAUCAAUUUCUAAAUAAUACUUUGGUUAUUAUAUAAUGUACAAUUGAAAAUAUUUAUAUGUUAAUAUUUUAAACAUGUUAAAAUAUUCUGCUUUUAUGUUAAUAUUUUAAACAUGUUAAAAUAUCCUGCUUUUAGCAAAUUAUCAAACUAAAUCUAAAGAAUAAUAAUAUAUUAUUUAAAGAUUUUAAUUCAAAUUUAUCAUCAUUUAAGUCUAAUACAACAUCCAGCUGUAAUUUUAUAAAAUUUAUAUUUAAUAUAUAUUAAAUAUAAUGUAAGUUAUAUAAAAUUUAAGGUAAAUAUUAAAUAUAAU